Vitis riparia (riverbank grape) is the source of this 2290-nucleotide messenger RNA. RefSeq lists its product as uncharacterized. The coding region runs from base 127 to 1920 and encodes 597 amino acids. The transcript is spliced from 4 exons. The record is from RefSeq and is a predicted model, not a curated record. NCBI's taxonomy places the organism in Eukaryota, Viridiplantae, Streptophyta, Magnoliopsida, Vitales, Vitaceae.
AGGAGGAAGAGAGAAUUGGGGAAAAGGAACAGACCAUGAAGCAGUAACCCUUGCCCGAUCCUGCAAUUUCCAGAGCCAUUUGUAUCAAUCCAUUCUUUACCCAUUAAAGGUGAAGAUCAAAGCCAAAUGGGAAAGUCAUCUUCUUCUCUCAGGAAGAAACGCUCCAAGAAUUCCUCUCAGGUCCGCAAGCGGAAAAGAAGUAAGAGUAGAAGUAGGAGGAAUAAAUCCAAGAAGCUCCGUCGUCAUGAUGAUUCCCUUUCUUAUUCUGAUGAUGAUACUUUGAGAAGUUCAAUGUUAGUGUCAUCCUCUAGUUCUGAGGAAAAUUAUAGGAGUAGAAGGGCUCGGUCUCGCACUCGAAAGGACGUAAAGAGUAGUAAAAAAAGGGCUCGAAGGAGCUCUCCUAGACGUGGAAGCGUAGAGGGUUCACCCCGUGCAAAGAAAAGAAAAGAGUCAAAGAGGAAUGGUGAUUUGGAUGCAAGGAAGAAAGCCCACAAGAAGAAACCGAGGAGAGAUGUAAGUGAUAGUUCCAUGAGCAGUGGUUCAUGGAGUUGUUCGACAUGUCAAGGUGGGAAUAGCAGCAGUGGUGAGAGUGAAUUUGAGAGGCCAAGGGGUAGGUCUGAAAGAAAGGAGAGAGAUAAGAGAAAUUUGGGAAAAGUUAAACAUGUUAAUAAAAGGAGUAGACAUAGGUCAAGAAGUUGUUCAUCAUAUGGUCGAUGCAGUGAAAGUAGUGGUUAUCAAAGUGUGGAGAGAUGGGAUGCUGAGAAUAAUUCAAGACGUUUAAGAUCAGUUAUUACUGUUGUACGAGAACCGGAAGAGGAGGAUGGAAGAGAAUUGGAUAAGGAUGCACAUAAAGAAGAGAUUAUAUAUGAUCAUGAUGAUGGUUACCCUUCUUGCAGAAGUAAUGAUAGUAAUGAUGGUGGGGGGAAGAGGGAGUUAACUUAUCAUUCAGAGAAGAGAAAGCAAAUGGAAUCAGUGGAAGAAGCUUUUGUUUCUAACAUUAGAACCACUGAGGAUAAAGAGAGUGACAAGGAUUGUGGGACCCAGAAUGAUGGAAGUAAUCCAAGCUUCCAUGGGGUUGAGGAAAAUAAGAAUGAGGCUUCUGAUGAUAUUGGUCAUUUGGAGUCAAUUUUAAGACAAAGAGCUAUAGAAAAUCUGAGAAAAUUCCGAGGGGUCCAAACAAAUGCAAAGACUACUCCGAAAGACGUGACUGCUGCAGUUAAGCAUUCACCCACUUCAAAGGCUGAGUUGGUGCAAAUCAAGGCCUCCAGGGUGGAUGGGACUAGAGCUGUAAGUGCAAACCCAGUAGUAGAGCAGAGUAAUAUGCCUACUGUCGGGAGAGAGUUCACUUAUUCUUCACAGAAUCUUGGAAAGAUUCCAGAUGGAAGAUACAGUGAAAAUGAACCUGGAGCUUCUGAAAGAGGAGUUGUCUGCCCACCAGAAAAGGUGGCUACCACUUGUGCUCCCAAUGAUGACAAUAGUAGCAAAACUGCUGUCAAUGCAUUUGGUAAUAAAUCUAAGCCUGGCACAUCAGUACUGAGGCGAGAAUCUUUUGGCACUAGCACCCCCUUGAAGCAAGCAUCCAUUUCACAGGAGUCUCAUAGACCAAAUUUGCUGGUGACCAGGCCAAGUGUAAAUACAAAUUCUGCCGCAACUGCUCAAACUGUGCUGUGGAGUAGCAAGGAUAAUGGUCAACAAGUUAGUGAUACUUCUGGUCCUGCUGCUUCGAACCUGCCUCCUGAGCUUAAACCUAUUUCAGGAGAACAAAGCUCAAAAGAAGUGCAAGGAGAAGCCAAGGAGGGCUCACAGUUUGAGCGGAAGACAAUGUCUGUAAUGCGGGGUGGUGAAAUGGUGCAAGUGAGCUACAAGGUUUACAUCCCAAAGAAGGCCCCUGCAUCUGGGUGGAGGCAACUUCCGCGCUGAUGUUUGAUUUGUGAUCAUGUCCCCAAUGGAAUGGCUUUUCAUGGAAGUUCUACAAUGACAGACAACUAUUGAACGGCCUGCCCUGCAACAGCUGAAAGAAAGCUUAAAAAGGAAGUAUAAUAAUUGAGAUUAAUAUGUUAUUUUGGUCUUUGCUUUAAUCAUGGAAAUGACUAUAUACACACCUCUCUCAGAUAUAUUCAUAGUUUCAUUCCACUUGUUUCUCUGCCCAUGGUUUCUGUGACCUCUAUUUUCUUAGUCAUGCAUUUAAAUUUCAAAUAUUGCUAUGUUGAGGUCUUAGGAUGAACGGUUAACUAUUAUUGGAAAUUGUUUCUGUAAGAGAAGCAACUCGGAAAAGGUGUCAUUUUCCCCA